Molecule: messenger RNA, 4788 nt
Organism: Solenopsis invicta (red fire ant)
Lineage: Eukaryota; Metazoa; Arthropoda; Insecta; Hymenoptera; Formicidae
Exons: 7
Coding region: 2786-4027 (413 amino acids)
Source: RefSeq, a predicted model, not a curated record
AAUAAAUAAUAAAUUCAAUUUUGUCCACAUUGCGUUAUAAUUGUGUGAAUAUUAUUACAAUGUUGAGCGAGACCGUACUAUACUUUAAUUCUAAGGUCGCUAUUAUAGAGAGUAUAGAUUGUGCGCCGGGGGAACGACAGUGACGCAACGAUGCGCUCGAGUUCCCCCACGUGAUCACUAUAAGCUACACGAAGCAUGGUCGUUUCUCCGUGAACACUGUAUGUUUACUCGUUUACCUCUGCAACGUUCUUGCGGCGCGUGGCUUAUUUUAGGCCUUUAUUCGUUAUUGAGUGUGUUGAGUAUUAAAUUUGUGUUCGGUACGGCUUCUAUACAGUGGCUUUCCUUAUUUUUCUUGACUUGUCCUGUCGUAUAUGCUGUGCCAGUUUUAUAAACAGAGAAACGAGGAUAUUAACCUCUCGCAGCAAAGAAUAUAUCGUAGGUUUACAGACGGCAAGUUCUUCAUACGCAAACGUUAUAUUGACUGUCACGUUCACAAAAACGUUAUUUGAAUUGAAAUAGAUUUUGUCACCAAUUAUUUUCUUCUGAAGUAAAAUACGGAAUCAUGCCUAAAUUAAAGAAACAAAAAUUUUAUAGUCGUCGGCAUCGAGGCCGACUUAUAAAAGAAAUGUUACAGGACAUUGAACUUGGUGGUAACUAUAAAGAAUCAGAAAAUUUAUCUGAAACGAGAAUGUCAGAGUGUGACAAUAAUAGUAAUGAUAGACAGUUGCAAAUAAACGAAGACAUUCCGUUCAAUUACAAUAAAGCUUGUAAUCGGUCAAUACAAGAGGAAGUAGAACAAGAAAUAGAAGAAGAGCAACAAGAAGUAGAAGAAGAGCAACAAGAAGUAGAAGAAGAGCAACAAGAAGUAAAAGAAGAGCAACAAGAAGUAGAAGAAGAGCAGGAUAUGGAACAAGAAGAAGAAACAAUCUUACCGAACGAAUACGAUAGCGAAGAUUCAAUGGAAUCGGAACGCGAUGUUGAUAACGAAAUAAAUAUUGGUAGAUUGCAGACAAAUCUAGUGCAAUGGAGUCAUGCAAACAAUAUAUGUAUAUCUGCCGUAACUAAUCUUUUACACGUAUUAAGAACCGAAAAUUGUAUGAAGAGCCUUCCACAAAAUGGUCGAACACUUUUAAAAACACCUAGAAAAUAGGAAGUUAUUCAAAUGGAACAUGGACUGUACUGUCAUUUUGGAAUAGAAAAGGGCUUGCAGCAUAUAAUUGAACUCAAUGAUGGCCUCAGGUGUCUACCAGAAGAAGUACAUUUAUCUGUUAAUAUAGAUGGACUACCUCUUGCUAAAAGUUCCAAGAGCCAACUAUGGCCUAUUCUUGGGAGUUUUAGAAAUUUUAUAAAUAAGAGACCAUUUUUAAUUGGAGUCUUUUACGGGUAUGGGAAACCACCAGGCAUUGAAUUAUAUUUACGAAUGUUUAUCGAAGAAGCUGAAAACCUAAUUCAAAAUGGCUUUACUUAUGCUGGCAAGAACAUUCCAUUCAUAAUUGAUUGCUUCAUAUGUGACGCUCCUGCGAGAGCUUAUGUUUGCUCUAUAAAAAGUCAUAGCGGAUUUUAUGGGUGUCCAAAAUGUGAGACUAAAGGUAUCUAUCAAGGAAAAGUAGUAUUUCCAGAAAUGAAUGCUUCGUUGCGUACCAAAGAAUCAUUUAUCAAUCAAACCCAAAUUGAACACCAUACUGGAGUAAGUCCCUUGUUAAAACUUAACAUAGAUAUGAUUUCCCAAUUCCCCCACGAUUAUAUGCAUUUGGUACUACUGGGACAAGUGAAAAAAAUGCUGAAAUUAAUGACCGGAAAAUUAAAUCCAAUGAAACUGGGAACACAACAAGUUCUCGAAAUUUCACGUAAACAACUUGCAUUAAGAACACACAUUCCAUUAGAAUUUGCUCGAAAACCCAGAGCAUUAGAUGAGCUUGAUCGAAUGAAGGCAACCGAAUAUAGAGAAUUUCUCUUGUAUACUGGACUAAUAGUUCUUCGUAAAGUCGUAAGACAGGACAUAUAUGAGCAUUUUCUUAAAUUAUCAAUAGCUAUACGUAUCUUAGCAACUCCUGAAAUAGAUGUAGAACAAAACAGGUACGCAAAAAAUUUAUUACAAGAGUAUUUUACCGACUUUUUAUUAUUGUAUGGAAUAAACAAUGCUACAUAUAAUACACAUGGAUUGUUACAUCUGGCUGAUGAUGCUUUACAAUGGGGAGCAUUAGACAAAUUUUCCGCAUUUAUUUUCGAAAACUACUUGCAAGAAAUCAAGAAAAUUGUGAGAAAAAGUGAUAAACCUCUUCAGCAAAUAAGUAACAGAGUUUCUGAAUUAAGAAGAAAUUGUGUUACCGUUGAAAUUAUCGAUCGCAUUAAUACCUAUAAAUUAAGGAGAGAAUGUUACAAUGGACUCUUGAUAAAUGAUUGCAGACCGCCGAUGUAUACAAAGAUUCAAUUCCAACAUUUUACAAUUACUACAAAAGCUCCUAAUAACUGCUGCAUAAUGAAAGAUGAUAGUAUUGUUAUGGUAGAAAAUAUUUGCCAUCGUAAUAAUAGUAUUGUCAUUAUUGGCAAACUUGCGAAAAAUGAAAAAUCGUUUUUUAAUUCUCCAGCACCAUCGACUUGCUUCGGAAUAGUACAAUUUCCUGGCGAAUACAGUUCUUUGAGAUCGUUUCCAAUUGAAAAUAUAAAAAAUAAAGGCGUCGUUCUUCCUAUUUUUGAACAUCGCCACAACAAUAUCGUAAUAUUUCCAUUGAUACACAGUCAGUAAUUAUCUAUUAAUUAUUUAAAUAUUUCACUAUAUACAUAAAUGUCUUCACGAUUUUGCAUUGUCCAUUUUAUGGAAGAAAACACUGUAGAAGUUGUGCCAGAUUUUUGGAUUUGUACAUCAAUGGAUACAUGUUGCUGGCCCAAUACUACUUUCCCCAAGAAAAAUGUUGUUCGUAGAACACUUCCCAAUAAACAUUGGAAGAUCUACAAGUGCAGAGUCCUCAGCACGUUUGACGAUUUCGAUACAGCUCAGUCAAAUUUGAAAGACGCCGAAAUUUCAUCGGAUUUUCCAUCAAAAAAUGUAAAAUCUUUGGGAAAACGAUUAUCUAAACGUAAUCGCAAAUAUUAUAGUAACAGCAAUUCAUCAGAUGAAACAGAGAGCUGUACAAAGAAAAAGGCAACAUUCCUGCACAAUGCAUCGAAGCCAAACUUCACAAGUACAAGUGCUACAAGUAAUUCGUCAAACGAUGAAGAAGAAAAGGAAAAUACGCUUCCGAAAAAACCAAACGUACAGUUACCUAAAGCCUUCGCAGUUACCAACGAAAAAGUUGUAAAUGCAAAUUGUGAGGCUCCUAGAAAAAAGAUUACUUUUUCAGCCACGAAGUCACCACAAAACUACCGCAAUAGCGUUAUAGAUGAUGCACAACCAGGAUGCAGCAAGAAUAUGUAUCAAGAAGAACAAAGAAUAAUAUCCUCAAUUCCUCGCAAAGAAACAUUACUAACAACAUCAAACUAUAUCGGUGAAAGUGAAUUCGAAAAACUAGUAAUACGUGACUUAAUCAAAAUAAAAUUUGAUGUUAAAGAAAUACGGGAUGUUUUAGUGCCAAUAGUACAAGAUAUUUUAAAUAAUCCUCAAGAAAACUUUCGCGAAAGGAACAUCAGGCACGCAAGACAGGAAGAAGAAUUGGAAAAUAUUCUGCCUACAUUUCCAUUCACAAUUAUGCAGGAUUGGUAUGAUCUAGAAACGUUGUUGUCUAAUAACACGGUCGCGUGUGAACAACUUGAAAAAAUGUUUUCCACUCGAGGUGGAAAAGAUGGCAACGAUAUGAUAAGACGAAUACUUGGAGCUGUGUUUUCUCCACAACUUUCAGCGAUGAUUUCCUGGCAAGGAAGAAAAAAUAAUAUAAAACUGCAAGGAACUAUUGUUGCACGUACGAUAUUUGUUAUCGUGAAAAAGAAGUUUAAAAUGGAUGACCGACAGAUAGAGCUUACUGUGAUAAAUUGGUUCCGCCGUUCAUCCGAAAGGAUUAAAAAAAAUCCAGAAAUUAAUAAUGCUGAUUAAAAGUUUCCUCGUCUGGACUAAUAUUUUAUGAGUCUGUUACAUGUCAACAGCCAUCCGGAUGGUCUGAUAUAUAUAAAAGUAGUACCGAAUUAAAAAAAAAAACAAGUUUUAGUUUGACCGAAGAAAACUAGAUUUGAAAAUGAAAUUUGGAAAUUCCUUCCAAAUCUUGUUUUCUUCGGUCAAACUAAAACUUGUUAUUAAGUCUUUGGUAUUAAGAUGAAAAGUUUAAGACUCUGUCUUAUUCGCAAUAUUUGAUUAGGCUUACUUUUUUUUAGAAUAAGAUUUUUUUUUAGAUAAAAAUGUGAUUUAUUAAGUAUGUAUUAAGAUAAAAAGUUUAAGACUCUGUCUUAUUCGCAAUAUUUGAUUGGACUGUUUUACUUUUUUUUUAGAAUAAGAUUUUUUUUUAGAUAAAAAUGUGAUUUAUUAAGUAUGUAUUAAGAUGAAAAGUUUAAGACUCUGUCUUAUUCGCAAUAUUUGAUUGGACUGUUUUACUUUUUUUUUAGAAUAAGAUUUUUUUUAGAUAAAAAUGUGAUUUAACUAAUGUGAACGUGAAAAAUAGCACGUCGAUAAUAAGUAAAAUGUUACUAUUGUUAAUUUAUUGCUUUGCAAUAAAAAAAUUAAGAUUUUUGAACAAGAACAAAUAAUAUGUUAAAUAUUGCAGUAUUAAGAGUGAAUCGGACGUACAAUGCAAAGUUAAUUAAAUUUCAAAAUGUAUUUAAAUAUUUACACUUUAAAUAAACUAUAUACAUAUAAAAGUUAAA